AUGGAAUGUGUACAGGAAAGAAUUGUUGAUGUGAUGGCUACCGAUGGUUACGGUAACAGCGGAAUGGUCACUUCAGAAGGAAACGAUUAUUUGGCUUAUCUGAAUAAAACUAUUAAUAAUAUCCGUUGUGCCAAUGAUUUUAAUCGCGUUGCUCGUAAGAUACGUGCAGUAUCGGCGUCAGCUGAUCGAAUUGUCGUAGAAAUGGUAGUGGAGGAGGAGCACGUUAACAGUAAAAAAACCUUACACGGGGGUCAAACUGCUGCAUUGGUGGAUAUGACAACCGCACGCGCAGUUGGAAUGACUGUACGAGACAGAGUUAUGGUCUCCGUCGAGCUUGCUGUCAGUUACUUGUUACCGGUGAAACUUGGUGAAACGAUCGAAAUCGAGGCAAAAGUGUUGAAAAUUGGUCGAAAUAUUGCUUUCACAGAAGCUGAAUUUCGAAGAAAAGGUGAUGGCCGAAUAGUUGCUAAAGGAAAACAUACCAUAGCUUUCGUUCCAAAACCACCGACCACAAAUGGCGAUCCAUUCGAGCAAUUUUGA
Messenger RNA from Brugia malayi, 540 nucleotides. RefSeq lists its product as hypothetical. The transcript has 3 exons. Gene Ontology annotation, molecular function: fatty acyl-CoA hydrolase activity. NCBI's taxonomy places the organism in Eukaryota, Metazoa, Nematoda, Chromadorea, Rhabditida, Onchocercidae. The coding region runs from base 1 to 540 and encodes 179 amino acids. The record is from RefSeq and is a predicted model, not a curated record.